ACGGCCGCGCGGAGCUUGGAGGACGCGGGACGCGCCGCGCCCCGGCCACUGACCGAGGAGUGCCCCCGCCUGGAGUCAGCCUGGGGGCAGGCCAGGGUCCACCAGACCCCGGGAUGACCGCAGCCAGCCGGGCCAACCCCUACAGCAUCGUAUCGUCAGAGGAGGACGGGCUGCACCUGGUUACCAUGUCAGGCGCCAACGGCUUUGGCAACGGCAAGGUGCACACGCGGCGCCGGUGCCGAAACCGCUUCGUCAAGAAGAACGGCCAGUGCAACAUUGAGUUCGCCAACAUGGACGAGAAGUCGCAGCGCUACCUGGCUGACAUGUUCACCACGUGUGUGGAUAUCCGCUGGCGCUACAUGCUGCUCAUCUUCUCCCUGGCCUUCCUCGCCUCCUGGCUGCUGUUCGGCAUCAUCUUCUGGGUCAUUGCCGUCGCCCACGGAGACCUGGAGCCGGCCGAGGGUCGAGGCCGCACACCCUGUGUGCUGCAGGUCCACGGCUUCAUGGCAGCCUUUCUCUUCUCCAUUGAGACGCAGACCACCAUCGGCUACGGGCUGCGCUGCGUGACCGAGGAGUGCCCCGUGGCCGUCUUCAUGGUGGUGGCCCAGUCCAUCGUGGGCUGCAUCAUCGACUCCUUCAUGAUCGGUGCCAUCAUGGCCAAGAUGGCCCGGCCCAAGAAGCGAGCGCAGACCCUGCUUUUCAGCCACAAUGCCGUGGUGGCCCUGCGCGACGGCAAGCUCUGUCUCAUGUGGCGCGUGGGGAACCUGCGCAAGAGCCACAUCGUGGAGGCUCACGUGCGGGCCCAGCUCAUCAAGCCCAGGGUCACGGAGGAGGGUGAGUACAUCCCGCUGGACCAGAUUGACAUCGACGUGGGCUUUGACAAGGGCCUGGACCGCAUCUUCCUGGUCUCGCCCAUCACCAUCUUGCACGAGAUCGAUGAGGCCAGCCCACUGUUCGGCAUUAGCCGCCAGGACCUCGAGACAGACGACUUUGAGAUUGUGGUCAUCUUAGAAGGCAUGGUGGAAGCCACAGCCAUGACCACACAGGCUCGCAGUUCCUACCUAGCUAAUGAGAUCCUGUGGGGCCACCGCUUUGAACCGGUGCUCUUUGAGGAGAAGAACCAGUACAAGAUUGACUACUCACACUUCCACAAGACCUACGAGGUGCCCUCUACGCCCCGCUGCAGCGCCAAGGACCUGGUGGAGAACAAGUUCCUCCUGCCCAGUGCCAACUCCUUCUGCUAUGAGAACGAGCUGGCCUUCCUGAGCCGGGACGAGGAGGACGAGGUGGCCACAGAAAGGGAUGGCCGCAGCCCUCAGCCUGAGCAUGACUUUGACAGGCUCCAGGCCAGCAGUGGCGCCCUGGAGCAGCGGCCCUACAGACGGGAGUCAGAGAUUUGAGCGCCCUUGCCUUAGGCGCAGCACCGCCCUGACCAAGAAUGGUCGUCCCCUGUCCCUCGGGGACCUGGGUUUGAGCAGAGCAGGCCAAAUGCCUCGGGUCACAGACUCAGUAGCAUCUUAGUCUUUUCGUGUUUUUUCGCAAUAGCUUGGGAAGGUUGGCGGGAGAGUGGGCGGUCGGAAUGAAUAGCCCAUGGCCUGAUGGCUACACACGGGCAAGGAGGUGACCUCUUGGGGGUAGGGUGAACCACAGGAGUCGGGGAGUCUGCUGGAGGUCUGGGGAGCAGGUUCCCAGCCUUGGCGGGAGAAGGCUGCGUUUGCACACUUCAUUGGUUUUUAACUUGGAUAAGACUGUUUACAAACAAACAAACAAAAAACCCCACAAAACAAACACAAGAAAACACUAACAUUUGGUUUGGUUUUUAAAAUUCAUGGUGUGGGGACAGUUAGGAUUCUACUCAGUGCGGCCGGGCCGGCAGCUGGAUGGAGUGCCCUGAAGGUUCUCUGGGGGUCUGCCAGGGCCCUGCAAGUUGUCAUGAAUAAGGAUGAAUCAGGCUGCUUGUGACUGUGUUAAUGAUCCUAAUAAAGCAUCUGGGUGUCUCUGGGGGUGGGGGCCCGCUAGGGCAAAUCUGGCUUGAUCUUGUGCGUUUGAUGUUGUACCUCAGCUACAUCAGGGCUGGGUGUAGACCCCCUUCUGUGUCCCGCGUGCCUCCUUCCCUGUCCGCCCGAGGUCUCCACCCCUUGCAGUGAGGGCCAGCAGGAAACACCAGGGUGGGUGCUUCUUAGGAAAGGACACUCAGGAAAUUAGCAUGGGGUCUGGGUCCCACAUUCCCAGGAAGUGGGUCAACCCUCCCCCCCUCCCCACUGGACUCACAGCUUGAGUCGUGCCUUAGAGACUCCAGGUUGUCUGGCUUCGGUCAUUUUUAGUUUUAUCUGACUUGUUUAAUCUUUCCCUGCUGCCCCGGACUCCACUCAUGAAGCUCCCAUAAGCCCCUCUGAGGGUGCAGAGGCUGCAGUCCGCCUGGCUCACAGCCAUGUCCCUGCCUGACUUUCUACCACACUCCGGGGCAGGAUGACACAGCCCUGCUGACCCCAGCCAGUCAUCUGCCGCUGGGGGGAUCCCCAUCCUCCACCAGACCCCUCCAGCCAUAGAGACGAUCAGAGAAACGUCAUAAAGAAUUUUCGUUCAGUCUUAAGGGGCUCGUGGUGGAGCUUUUUCUCCCCGAGGCCACCCCCAAGCCAUGGAGUCUUCCCCCUAGUGCCCGGUCAGGGAGACCUGAGGUGGGUUUGCUCCCAGGCAUCUAGCUUAAGAUUCCAUGCUAAUUUCUAGCCUAGGAGGUUCCUCUAGGACCUGAGGCAGGGGCCUCAUCUCCCUUGCAUUCUUGGCCCCCAAAUCUCACUGACUAUUCUAGCCUUGGCUCUGGGGCCUGAGGGUGCAUUUCAGGGUGGGAAUGCUUGGCUCUCACCUCCAUCUGGUUGCCAGGCUGAGGGUUGGGGAGGGGAGAAAGGAGGAACCUGGGCAACUGUUGCUCUUUCUGAGUAGGUGGGUCCGUAUCCAGAGCAGGGUCUGACCGCUCUUGGCUCCCCAGGGCCUGCUCCCAGCUCAUCAUUUCAGUGGCCUGACGCAUUCAGCAUGCUCACCCCUCCUCCUUCCAGGCUCAGGCCUGCCAGAAUGGUCCGGUCCCUGGGCCCUGCUGGAGGGCAGCUCAAGCUGCCUUUCAUCUCUGCCAAAGGCAGGCAGACUGCUGUAUUUUCAAAUUCUCCUGCCCUCUUUUUUUUUUUUUCCUCUUUCCCUGUGUUUAUUUAUUGCUCGUGCUAAAGACCAAACCAGCCCCCUCCCCCCUCUUUAGUGUACCUAACAGGGGAGGCCACAGAGAGGGGAGCCAUGUGCCUGGGCCAAGCAGCAAAGCUUGGCCCCUGGGGAGUGCAUGAGAAGGGGAGCCAGGGUGCAUCCCACAAUCGCCUCCCUGUAUGUGAAACUCGGUAUGCAGGAUUUUGUGUACACAGGUGUUUGUGUGGAGGUAGUCCAUGGCUGCCCGCAGGUAUGUGUGUGCUUGUGUGUUUUUUAUUGGGCUAAACCGGGUUUAGUGCUCACCAACCUGAACUGGUCAGGCUGGAUGCUGGCCACAGACAUGACCACAGUCCGACUUGAGUCCCCGCCCUGCCCCGGUUAAGCGGGCCGUCUGCAGCAGGCAGCAGUUUGAGGCCUCUGAUGGUAAGCCCCGGCACCAGAUCCUGUCAGAGGCCGUGGGUGCAUCUGUGCGUGUGAGCAUGGGUGAGCAUGUGUGAGUGCGUGGAGGUCCUGGGGUUCUUGUAUGUGAGUGUCAGUGGGGUGCGUGCUGUGUGCGGCUUGGGAGAGCUGCACGGGGUGAAACGGCUCCCCGGAGCCCGUGCUGGUGCUGUGUCACCUGGUCCUUGUCCAGCUGAGGGCCUGGGGGCAGAAGAACACAGCACAGGGAGGCCCCUGCUCGGGGGCCUGCCCUGUGUGAGGUCACAGAAUGUUAACUCUAUUUUAAAUGGCGAAACUGGAGAAUUUUCAUGUUAUUUUCAAUACAUAGCGGUAUUUAAAGAUGUAGGCGACGAGACUAGACCACAUUAAAUGCAUUUUGA
This is a messenger RNA of Psammomys obesus (fat sand rat), 4007 nucleotides long. It is a transcript of the gene Kcnj12, whose product is annotated as potassium inwardly rectifying channel subfamily J member 12. Gene Ontology annotation, molecular function: inward rectifier potassium channel activity. Lineage: Eukaryota; Metazoa; Chordata; Mammalia; Rodentia; Muridae. The record is from RefSeq and is a predicted model, not a curated record. The transcript has 2 exons. Gene Ontology annotation, cellular component: plasma membrane. Gene Ontology annotation, biological process: regulation of monoatomic ion transmembrane transport; potassium ion import across plasma membrane. Bases 114 to 1400 code for a protein of 428 amino acids.